AUGCCAACUCUUUGGACUUCCAAUGAGACAGCCAUGACUUCAAGGAGAACUCAAGAAGGAAGCAAGCUGCCUUUGCUGAUUGGACACACUUUGCCAAUGAACCAUUCUUGCCUUCAAGAUCAAAGGUGUCUAGAAUCCUCAUCCAGCCAUUCGCUAUGUGCACCGCCUCAUCUCCACCACUUUCAAUGCAAACAAGAAGCCAACAAGACACUCAUCAAUGUGAGGAAUCUAGCUAAAGACUUGGAAGGCAACAAGAAGCUUUGUGUGCGCUUUGGGAGACUCAUCACGGCCAUAGUGCAACAUGUGGGGAUUGACAUUCCCAACUAUGAGCCACUACCCAAGCCAAUCCCUUUGGAUCUCCAUGCUCUUCAGCAAAUCCACUUCCUAAACCGUUGGACUAAAGACCCAACCAAGUUUUGCUAUGAGUUUCCAAUUGGACCAACCAACACUUCGCUUGUCUUGCUGCCACAUGAAGAUAUCCCAAGCCUACGCUCAGCGCACAGUCAAAGCUCAACGCCGCCACCAAGAACGCCAUGUUCUCACACUGGCAUGGCCGCGAACCAAGCUCUAGACCGUGUGAGCAAGCUGGAGAAGAUCGUGGAGUGCCAAUCUCGCUUCAUCUCACGCCUAGUUCGUGUAGUUCGCCACAUUGCACCGGAGAGACUCUUUCGCCCUUCUUCCACCGCUAGAGAACCAUAUGAGCCUGACCUUGGUGAGUUCUCACUAGACUCAGAGCUUGGUUCAGAAGGCGAUGACCCCAUAGAAGAGGAAGAGAGUUCUUCUCACUGCCACACAUAG
Microthlaspi erraticum is the source of this 798-nucleotide messenger RNA. The record is from the annotation of a GenBank genome assembly. Lineage: Eukaryota; Viridiplantae; Streptophyta; Magnoliopsida; Brassicales; Brassicaceae.